Molecule: messenger RNA, 1806 nt
Organism: Coprinopsis cinerea okayama7#130
Lineage: Eukaryota; Fungi; Basidiomycota; Agaricomycetes; Agaricales; Psathyrellaceae
Exons: 6
Coding region: 1-1806 (601 amino acids)
Source: RefSeq, a predicted model, not a curated record
AUGUCGCGUCAUAGGGAUGUUCGAAACCUCGAUAUCAGCGCCGAGCUGGACGACGAUGCGCUCUCAGAUGGAGGAGACGAAAUCGGAGACCCACAGCAUCAAGCUCAACUGGACGACAGCUACGAACAAGUCCGUCGCACUCUUGGUGAUGAAGUCGUGGCCGAGGUUUCAGAGCGAAAUAUUCGAGCCGUACUUUGGGAUUCAUAUUUCGACGUUGACCAGACCAUUGCGUGGUGCUUGGAUGAAUACGAAAGAAAGCGCGUAGCGAAGGAACGCAAAGAUGGUGACUACUACCAAACGAAUGCCGAUCCUAGCGCCGAUGCUCAGUGGUCUCGCGUUCCAAAGAUAAUGCAAGCACAACCUGAUGGGGGCUAUCUAACUGUCGACGACUAUGAGCCCACUCGCCACCGCUUAAGCACGAUUGACGAGAAAACUGAAAGAACGGAUACUAUCCGGCAUUCUAUCUCCAGUGCAACGACUUCCUACGGCGUUUAUCAAGAUCCAAACCGAUCCAUCGACCCAAGUACUAUUCCUGUAUCGCCUCCUGCCUCAGCGAUUCAGCGAUUAUCACUCUAUGAAGGACCGCCACCCACUCGCCCAUCAUCGUCUGUUCGCAGCGAAACCCCAGUCCAGCGUUCGCUGGAAUCUGUCCCAAACAUUGAUGUCAUUCCCGACAUUCCUUCAAGGUCGAAGUCUAGCGAUCUUGAUGCUAAGCCCCUCCCUCCGAAACCCUCCAAGCUUUCUCUACUCGCUAGUUCAAGGGCGAGUGCUGUUAGUAGCAGGACGGAGAGCUCGAGAUCUACAGGCACGACUGUCACUGGCUCCGUGAAGACUUUCCCGGCCUUGCGUCCAUCCCCGCAAUCUAUAGCAACCCCGUCUGCUAUUUCAAGGCUCUUGCCUACCACGCCAUCAGGCUCGACUGUAAUGACGCCGGUUGAUUCGGAGACAUCGGCCUUGGUUAACGCAGCUAUCCAAAAGGCACUGGAAGGAGAGGCGCUAGACAAUGCCGGGUCAAGUAAAGGCAGCUCGACCCCCCGACCACGGACGCCUCGUUCACCAUCCCCCACGAAACAAUCUUCACAAGGUGGCUCGUCACAGCGUGCACCAGUCCCUCGUCCCACCGAGCAGCCGGGAACCGGAAAAGGCUUGUCAAAGCUGGCCUUACUUGCCCAGAAGAAGGUCGAAGGACGUGGUCCCAAACUCCCCAAGACGACGACCGAGUACUUGACGCCCAUAGCCAAUGGAUCCUCUGUCACCACUGCGAUCACUACCUCUUAUCAGUCGCUCUACAGUCUUACAGACCCCACAAAGUCGUCGGUUCUGCCUAAACUUGACCUUGUUCCAUUGUCGUCCUCGGCUUCACCAGCCAAUCAGUCGCCCAAGGUGUCCAAGUUGGCCAUGAAAGCGAAGCGAGGCUCGGAGCGUUCACAUCCUCCACAAGAGAUCUACGAAGAGGAAUAUACACUCGCUUCGGACUCCCUCUUUCAAGCCAGCUUGCCUCACUAUCGUGCGUCACCGUCCUCGUUUGCAUCGCUGCUCGUCGAUAACCCCAACACGGCCGAUAAAGAUUCACCGCAAGCCAGCUCGUCCAGCUCAAAGGGCAGGUCGGAGGGGACAGCCGAUUCUCUCAAUAGUCAUCCGAACCGACGUAAACACAAACACGCUGCACCACCUACACCGCUUCGGUCAAGCACACCAUCGUUUGCAUUCGAUGUCCCCAGUCCCGAUGAUAUCGUAAUGAAGGCGCGCAAAGGCACGAGUUUGGCUAGGACCUCGCCAUCUGUCUCCUCUGCAGGCGGGCGAUAA